Molecule: messenger RNA, 456 nt
Organism: Staurois parvus
Lineage: Eukaryota; Metazoa; Chordata; Amphibia; Anura; Ranidae
Source: the annotation of a GenBank genome assembly
AUGGCUCUGGCAGAUGUGGUACAUGAGGCUCAGGAGCCGUGCUCUGUGCUGUACAGUAAAGACUCCUUCCCUCUCCUGGAGGAACGCAUCACAGCUCUGGAACAGCAGUGUAUUGAGGCUCUCCAGCAACAGGGAUUUCACAGAUCACAGAUUGAUACGGAGCCGUUCCUGCACCUCCGCUACGAGCGUACGGACUGCGCCCUCAUGUGUUCAGUGAAGGGAUACCCAGCACACCCUGACUCCUGCCAUGCCGGGGACUUCAAAAGUGCCUUCACAGCCAGGUACAUGAAAGAGUUUGGAUUUACCAUCCCAUCCAGACCCAUUGUGGUAGAUGACAUCCGUGUGCGAGGGACUGGGAGCACUGGUAUCCGCUGCGAGAGCCGUAUCAGACCUAGUGGACGUCCGGCACGUAUAGAACAUGUAACUCAAUGCUACUUUGAAGACGGGUAUAAGGAC